Molecule: messenger RNA, 3555 nt
Organism: Trichomycterus rosablanca
Lineage: Eukaryota; Metazoa; Chordata; Actinopteri; Siluriformes; Trichomycteridae
Product: NADH-ubiquinone oxidoreductase chain 5-like
Exons: 1
Biological process (GO): ATP synthesis coupled electron transport; electron transport coupled proton transport
Molecular function (GO): NADH dehydrogenase (ubiquinone) activity
Source: RefSeq, a predicted model, not a curated record
AUGACAAGCCUGGUAAUAACAUCUACCCUAAUACUUAUACUAGUAAUUCUCAUCUCCCCUUUACUAAUGACACUAAACCCCAAACCACAAAAACCAGAAUGAGCUCUAAUACACGUCAAAAUAGCCGUAAGCACCGCAUUCUUUAUUAGUUUAGUGCCACUCAUAAUCUUUCUAGACCAAGGUGCAGAAAGCAUUAUCACCAAUUGAAAUUGAAUAAACAUUAUAACCUUCGACAUUAACAUUAGCUUUAAAUUUGACCACUACUCCCUAAUCUUCACCCCCAUUGCCCUAUUCGUAACCUGGUCAAUUUUAGAUUUCGCAUCCUGAUACAUACACUCCGACCCAAAUAUAAACCGAUUCUUUAAAUAUUUACUACUAUUCCUAGUAACCAUAAUUAUCCUAGUAACUGCUAACAACCUAUUCCAACUAUUCAUUGGUUGAGAAGGCGUAGGCAUCAUAUCAUUCCUGCUAAUCGGAUGAUGAUACGGCCGAGCCGACGCUAACACAGCUGCCCUCCAAGCUGUGCUUUAUAACCGAGUGGGAGAUAUUGGGUUAGUCCUAUCAAUUGCCUGAAUUGCAAUAAACCUCAACUCCUGAGAAAUUUCACAAAUCUUCCUAUCCUCCAAAGAUUUUGACAUAACUCUCCCACUCAUCGGCCUAAUUGUGGCGGCUACGGGCAAAUCAGCCCAAUUUGGCCUCCACCCGUGACUCCCCUCAGCCAUAGAAGGCCCAACUCCUGUGUCCGCCCUACUGCAUUCAAGCACAAUAGUCGUUGCCGGUAUUUUUUUACUCAUUCGACUCCACCCCUUAAUAGAAAAUAACCAACUGGCCUUAACCAUCUGCCUAUGCCUAGGAGCCCUCACCACCUUAUUUACCGCCACCUGUGCCCUAACCCAAAAUGAUAUCAAAAAAAUCGUAGCUUUCUCAACAUCCAGCCAACUAGGCCUAAUAAUAGUAACCAUUGGAUUAAAUCAACCUCAACUGGCCUUCCUACAUAUUUGUACACACGCCUUUUUCAAAGCCAUAUUAUUCCUCUGCUCAGGGUCAAUUAUUCACAGCCUAAAUGAUGAACAAGACAUCCGAAAAAUAGGCGGACUCCAUAAAUUAAUGCCUUUCACUUCUACCUGCCUAACCAUUGGAAGCCUCGCUCUUACAGGUACCCCCUUCCUAACAGGCUUCUUCUCAAAAGAUGCUAUCAUUGAAGCCCUAAAUAUCUCCUACCUAAACGCCUGAGCCCUCACCUUAACAUUAAUCGCCACCUCCUUCACCGCCGUAUACAGUUUCCGAGUAAUCUUCUUCGUAACCAUGGGCACCCCACGAUUCGCAUCACUAUCCCCAAUCAACGAAAACAACCCCGCAGUCAUCAAACCCAUUAAACGACUAGCCUGAGGAAGUAUUAUCGCAGGGUUAAUCCUGACAUUAAACUUCCUUCCCUCAAAAACACCAAUCAUAACGAUACCCCCUGCCCUAAAACUUGCCGCUCUAACAGUAACCAUCCUAGGAGUCUUAACCGCUAUAGCCUUAACAAGCACAACCUCAAAACAAUUUAAAAUUAUCCCAACCCUUGCACUUCACAACUUUUCUAAUAUGUUAGGAUAUUUUACUUCAAUUGUCCACCGCAUCACCCCAAAACUCAACUUAUCACUAGGAAAACAAGCCAUAAAAUUAGACCGUCAAUGACUGGAACUUGGCCCCAAAGGAAUAACCCCAAUCCAUCACACACUAUCAUCCAUGUUAGAUAGCAUUGACAUCAACAUUAUCAAAAUUUACCUAACAAUCUACCUACUUACCACAGCCGUCAUUAUCACCAUUCUGGCCGCACUUUAAACUGCUCGAAGUGCCCCUCGACCCAGCCCACGAGUAAGCUCUAAUACCACAAAUAAGCUCAGCAAUAAAACCCAAGCACAUACAACUAAUAUUCCUCCCCCCAAAGAAUAUAUUAAAGCCACACCACUCAUAUCUCCCCGCAACAUAAAAAACUCCUUAAACUCAUCCACAACAACCCAGUAGCCCCCAUGUCAGCCCCCACAAGACCAUCACACUGCCACCCCUACCCCUACCAAAUAUGCCAAAACAUAACCCUUCACCGAACCCUCCCCCCAAGUCUCCGGAAAAGGCUCAGCGGCCAAAGCUGCUGAAUAAGCAAAUACAACUAAUAUUCCUCCCAAAUAAAUCAAGAACAACAACAAAGACAACAAUGAGCCCCCAUGACCCACCAACACACCACAACCAACGCCUGCAGCCACCACUAAACCCAAAGCAGCAAAAAUUGGAGCAGGAUUAGAAGCAACCCCCACCAAACCCACCACUAAACUCAACAGAAACAAAUUAAGAAGAUAAGACAUAAUUCCCGCCCGGACUCUAACCGAGACUAAUGGCUUGAAAACCCACCGUUGUCCUUCAACUACGAGAACCCAAUGGUCACCCGAAAAACCCACCCCCUACUCAAAAUUGUUAACAGCACCCUUAUUGACCUCCCCGCCCCUUCAAACAUUUCCGCAUGAUGAAAUUUUGGCUCCCUUCUCCUUUUAUGUUUAAUUAUACAAAUUCUAACAGGACUAUUCCUGGCUAUACAUUAUACAUCAGACAUCUCCACAGCCUUCUCCUCUAUUGUACACAUCUGCCGCGACGUCAACUACGGAUGAGUUAUCCGUAAUCUACAUGCCAAUGGAGCAUCCUUCUUCUUCAUCUGCAUCUAUCUGCACAUCGGCCGAGGCCUUUACUACGGCUCCUAUCUAUAUAAAGAAACAUGAAAUAUUGGGGUAGUACUCCUACUACUAGUAAUAAUAACUGCCUUCGUAGGCUAUGUUCUACCCUGAGGACAAAUAUCAUUCUGAGGGGCCACAGUCAUCACAAACCUACUCUCCGCUAUCCCAUAUAUUGGAGACAUACUAGUACAAUGAAUCUGAGGGGGUUUCUCCAUUGACAACGCAACUCUAACACGCUUCUUUGCAUUCCACUUCCUCCUGCCAUUUGCAGUUGUAGCCGCCACUGCUCUCCACGCCCUGUUUUUACAUGAAACAGGGUCUAACAACCCCCUUGGUAUCAACUCCGAUACAGAUAAAAUUACAUUCCACCCAUACUUCUCAUACAAAGACGUGCUAGGAUUCGUGAUCCUAAUUACAUUCCUAGCAUCUCUAGCACUAUUCUCCCCAAACCUUCUAGGAGACCCAGAAAACUUCACCCCUGCUAACCCCUUAGUAACACCACCACAUAUUAAACCAGAAUGAUACUUCCUAUUUGCCUACGCCAUCCUCCGAUCAAUUCCCAACAAACUAGGGGGAGUUCUAGCACUACUCUUUUCAAUCCUAGUACUUAUAUUAGUCCCCCUUCUACAUACAUCAAAACAACAAGGAUUGACCUUCCGACCCUUAACACAAUUCCUAUUCUGAACGCUAGUAGCAGACGUAAUGAUCCUAACAUGAAUUGGGGGAAUACCUGUAGAACACCCAUUCAUUAUUAUUGGUCAAAUUGCCUCCAUCCUAUACUUUGCCCUAUUUUUAUUCUUUAACCCAUUAGCAGGUUGAUUAGAAAACAAACUACUUAACUGAAAUU